CCGCAGCUGCUCCCUCGGUCCAGUGCCGCAGCCGGAAAACCGCAGCGGUGGCGGCGGCGGCGGCGGCCGCGGGGGCGCGAAGGAACCGGGCGUGAAGGGGGAAAGCCCUGAGGGCGUCACCGAUAAGGCGGGAGCUGAGAGCCGGCGGCGGCGUCUCCCGGGCGGCGGACGCGGGGCGGCGGCGGGGGGCGCGGAGGAGGGCCGGCCGCCGUGAUUUUGACGUUUCCUGAGCGUCGUGCCGCCGGCCGCCCCCGCCCGCGCCCCUGCGCCCGCGGCCUGACGGAGGGAGCGCAGCCUCGCCAUGGCGGGCCUCGGGCCCCGGCGCCGGCGCUGAGCCCCCGGCCGCCCCGCGCUGCAGCCGCCGCCCCCGCCGGGCGGCCGAGCGCAGACAAAGGGGAGCGGCGUCGCUCACGCGCGCUCGCGGGCGGGCGGCGGGGGCGGCGGCCGGUCCCGGGCCCGGCGGCGGCGGCGGCCGGAGGCGGGGGCUCCCCGCGCGCGGACCCCGAGCCGCCCCGCCGUCCGCGCGCCAUGUGAGCGCCCGCGCCGGGCGCCCAGCACCCCGCGACCAUGGGGGACGCCGCGGAGCCGCGCGAGCUGCGGAGGACGUUCAUUGUCCCCGCCAUCAAGCCCUUCGACCACUACGACUUCGCCCGCGCCAAGAUCGCCUGCAACCUGGCCUGGCUGGUGGCCAAGGCCUUCGGGACAGAAAAUGUGCCAGAGGAGCUCCGAGAGCCGUUCUACACCGACCAGUACGACCAGGAGCACAUCAAGCCACCCGUCGUGCACCUGCUGCUGUCGGCCGAGCUGUACUGCCGGGCCGGCAGCCUCAUCCUGAAGAGCGACGCCGCCAAGCCGCUGGUGGGCCACGACGCCGUGGUGCAGGCCUUGGCGCAGAAGGGGCUCUACGUCACCGACCAGGAGCGGCUGGUGACCGAGCGGGACCUGCAGAGGAAGCCCAUCCAGAUGAGCGCCCACCUGGCGAUGAUAGACACCCUGAUGAUGGCCUACACGGCGGAGAUGGUCAGCGUGGAGAAGGUCAUCGCGUGCGCCCAGCGGUACUCCACCUUCUUUCAGGCCACCGACCUGCCCUACGACAUCGAGGACGCCGUCAUGUACUGGAUAAAUAAGGUAAACGAACAUCUGAAGGACAUUCUGGAGCAGGAACAGAAACUGAAGGAGCAUCACACAGUGGAAGCCCCAGGAGGUCAAAAGUCUCCUUCCAAGUGGUUUUGGAAACUGGUGCCCGCGCGCUACCGGAAGGAGCAGACGCUGCGGCCGCUGCCGUGCAUCCCGCUGGUGGAGAACCUGCUGAAGGACGGGACGGACGGCUGCGCGCUGGCCGCCCUCAUCCACUUCUACUGCCCCGGCGUCGUCAGGCUGGAGGAUAUUUGUUUGAAAGAAACCAUGUCUUUGGCUGACAGCCUGUACAACCUGCAGCUGGUCCAGGAGUUCUGCCAGGAGCACCUGACCCAGUGCUGCCACUUCUCGCUGGAGGACAUGCUCUACGCCGCCGCCUCCAUCAAGAGCAACUACCUGGUGUUCAUGGCCGAGCUCUUCUGGUGGUUCGAGGUGGUGAAGCCGUCCUUCGUCCAGCCCCGCGUCCUUCGUGCACAGGGAGCGGAGCCUGCAGUGCGGGCCCCGGACACCCGCGCAAGCACCGUGGACAGCUCCCAGGGCCCGGCGAGCGCGGAAGGAGAUGCGUUCCCACACCGUCAUCACUUGCCUUCCAGACACUCACGCCCCCAACCUCCUUCUUCAGCCUCAGGGGGAAUCAGAAGGUCUUCAUCUAUGUCUUACGUUGAUGGCUUCAUAGGGACAUGGCCCAAGGAAAAAAGAUCGUCGGUGCACGGAGUUUCAUUCGAUAUUUCUUUUGAUAAAGAAAACACGGUGCCGAGAGGCGCCCCGAACCGAGGCCUCCCCCGCUCCGCCAGCAACGAAGGCCUCUCUCUGAACCGCCGAGUGUCUGAAACCACGAGGAAGAGCCUGUCCUUCAAGCCCGUCAACGGGGAGGGGGAGGCAGGGAGCAUCGAGGAGGAGCUGAGCACAGACCCCGGCGGAGGCUUCCCCGCCUACGUGCCCCACCCCCCGCACAAGCUCAGCUCCAGCGAGAACACCCGCUCCCAGCUCCCCAACGGAGCCCUGCCGCCCGGGCUCCUCCUGGACGAGCUGGGCAACCAGGUGGAGGCGCCGAGCAUCGAGGAGGCGCUGCAGAUCAUCCACGACACGGAGCGGCGCCCCCUCGCGCCCCCGCCCGGCCACGUGGCCAACGGCUUCUUCCUGCACAGCCAGGACCUGAGCCCCCUGAACGCCAACCUGCAGCUGCGCCCGCCCAGCCCUGACCGCCUGACCGACACCAAAGGUGCCUUGAGCCCCGUGACCGACGACACCGAGGUGGACACCGGCAUCCACGUGCCGUCGGAGGACCUCCCGGGCACGGUGGACGAGGACUCCUCGCUGCGGGACUACACCGUCAGCCUGGACUCCGACAUGGACGACGCGCCCAAGCUCCUGCAGGACUACGACCUGCGCCCCGGCAGCGCGCGCGAGGCCCCGAGCCCCUGCCCCAGCACCGUGAGCACCCGCUCCCAGCCCGGCAGCAGCGCCUCCUCCAGCUCCGGCGUCAAGAUGACCAGUUUUGCCGAGCAGAAGUUCCGGAAGCUGAACCACACGGACGGCAGGAGCAGCGGGAGCAGCUCUCAGAAGACCACGCCCGAGGGCUCGGAGCUGAACAUCCCGCACGUGGUGGCCUGGGCCCAGAGCCCGGAGGACGCGGGCCCGCCCGGCCGGGACAGCACGCAGCUGCUGGCCUCGGAGGUGCUGCAGCUGCACAUGCGGCUGGAGGAGAAGCGGCGCGCCAUCGAGGCCCAGAAGAAGAAGGUGGAGGCCGCCUUCACCCGGCAGCGGCAGAAGAUGGGCAGGACGGCUUUCCUCACGGUGGUGAAGAAGCGGGGGGACGGGGGCGCCCCGCUGCGGGAGGAAGCGGCCGGGGCCGAGGACGAGAAGGUGUUCAGCGAGCGGGCGCCGGAGCGGGAGCUGCCCAGGGCCAGCGGGCAGCGGAGCAAGUCUCUGGCGGACAUCAAGGAGGGCCUGGAAGGCGCCCCUGCCCCGUGGCCGACGUCGCCCACGGACCCUGAGCGGCCCUGGGGGGCGGCGAGCCCCCCGGAGGAGCCGGCGCCCGAGGGCGAGGUGCUGGAGUACACGCGGUCCAUCGAGAAGCUGAACGCCUCGCUGCACUUCCUGCAGCAGGAGAUGCAGCGCCUGUCGCAGCAGCAGGAGGCGCUGAUGCGGAUGCGCGACCGCCAGUCCUGGGUGAUCUCCCCUCCCCAGCCCGCGCCCCACAGGCCGGCCCGCGACCCCCGGCCCGCCCGGCCGGGCCCGUCCCCCGAGCCCCCGCGGCCCACCCACCCGUCCCCGCAGCCCAUCCACAGGAAGAGCGCGUCCUUCUCCAUCAAGACCCCGCGGACCCCGCGGCCCAACGAGCUGAAGAUCGCGCCCCUGAACCGCACGCUGACGCCGCCCCGCUCGGUGGACAGCCUCCCGCGGCUGCGGCGGUUCUCCCCCAGCCAGGUGCCCAUCCAGACGCGCUCCUUCGUGUGCUUCGGGGACGACGGGGAGCCCAGACCCGGGAAGGACGGCGCGGACGCCCCGGAGGCCUCGGAGCCGCCCGCGCGGCCCCCGGGGGAGGCGGGGAAGCCCGUGGAGUCCAGCGUGUCCGAGGUGCUGGCCCAGCCCGUGACGGAGACCGUGUGCCUGACGCCCAGCGCGGACCCGCCCGGCUGGCCCGCGGAGCCCGCUCCCCGGCCGGCCUUCCCGCCCUCGGCCCCCAAAAACGUCAGCCUCAUCGAGGUGUCCCUCUCGGACUUGAAGCCCCCAGAGAAGGCUGACGUGUCUUUGGAGAAAGAGGACGGAGAAAGUGACAGAGAGCAGCUCGACGACGAGCAGAAAGUGUGCUGCGGGUUCUUCUUCAAGGACGACCAGAAGGCAGAGGACGACAUGGCGCUGAAGCGGGCGGCGCUGCUGGAGAAGCGGCUGCGGCGGGAGAAGGAGACGCAGCUCCGCAAGCAGCAGCUGGAGGCAGAGAUGGAGCACAAGAAGGAGGAGACGAGGCGGAAGACGGAGGAGGAACGUCAGAAGAAGGAGGACGAGAGGGCGCGCAGGGAGUUCAUCCGGCAGGAGUACCUGAGGCGCAAGCAGCUGAAGCUCAUGGAGGACAUGGACACGGUGAUCAAGCCCCGUCCGCCCACCGCCAAGCAGAAGAAGCAGCGCCCCAAGUCCAUGCACCGAGACCACAUGGAGCCCCCCAAGACCCCCACCCAGGGCCCUCCAGUCUCUAGCCUCUCCCUGGCGUCACUGACUACGGGCGACAGCGAGAGCGUGCAGUCCGGCAAGAGGACGCCCAGGACCAAAGCUCUACAAGGAGCCCAGCGCCAAGUCCAACAAGCACAUCAUCCAGAACGCGCUGGCGCACUGCUGCCUGGCGGGCAAGGUGAACGAGGGCCAGAAGAAGCGGAUCCUCGAGGAGAUGGAGAAGUCGGACGCCAACAACUUCCUGAUCCUGUUCCGGGACUCGGGCUGCCAGUUCCGGUCUCUGUACACCUACUGCCCGGAGACGGAGGACAUCGCCAAGCUGACCGGGAUCGGCCCCAAGUCCAUCAGCAAGAAGAUGAUCGAGGGCCUUUACAAGUACAACUCCGACAGGAAGCAGUUCAGCCACAUUCCCGCGAAGACGCUGUCGGCCAGCGUGGACGCCAUCACCAUCCACAGCCACCUGUGGCAGAGCAAGCGGCCCGUGACACCCAAGAAGCUGCUGCCCACGAAGGCGUAGGAUCGGGGUUCGCUCCGGGACCUUCGUGGGGACCGCCGCCGCCUCCUUGCAGGGGAGCCUCCCUGAUCGCCAGCCCACGCGUGUUCGCCGCACUGGGCGCAGCUGCUGCCAGCGGCUGGCGCUCCACCGGGCGGGGGCGGGUUCUCCUCGCCGGUGGUGCCCAUGGCGAUGGACGCCGGUCCGGUGGCGGGCGUGGCCGCACCGGCGCAGGCCAGGGGCACGGAGCCCGCCUCACACUGUCGGACUGAAGGGAAAACGGCGAGGGUACAGAAUAUGGGUUUAUCUGUUGCUUUUUUAACACUUUCCAUGUAUGUGCUUGUCCUCAUGUUUAUUUUGAUGCCUUUCUCUCCGUGGGGUUUAUUCCGAGGUCCCUGUGUUUUGUUUCCCGUGGGGAUCACGGAGGGAGGUGGCCGCGCAGGCCGCACGCUUCCUGUGACGCGCGGGGCCCUGGUGUUGGUCUGACGAGACCUCGUGUUUCCCGGUGUCCGAGCGUCGGAGUCGCAGUAAGCGUGCCCGCCUGUGUUUCUCACUCACUAGUAUUAACGGUCUCUGCUCGCGGGGGUGUGGGAGCUGCUGGGGUUGGCGGAGCCCCCGGAGCUCAGCCAAGAGCACGUUGCGGGUUAAUCAGUGUUGUCUGCUUCCCGCCCGAGGGCCGGCCGCCCGAGCUGGGGCGGGAGCGGCUCUUUUCCUCAUUUUAUUUAUAACUGACAUCCAAACCCUAUUAGAACUUACACAUGUACAAAGGGCUACACUUUAAUUUUAAAACAGCUUCCAUGACUUCGCUUACGUUGAGUUUUUCUUCUCCUGUAUCCCAUCCGAGAGGGCGGCUCAGAGCGAGCGCACACACGUGCCGUGGGAGCCUCGUUCUCAGGAAGAUGUGGGCGAUCAUGUGACCGGGCGAUCAUGGGACCCGGGUGCAGGUGGGUGCGGCAGCCGUGGGCCUUGGGGAGCCUAGGGGAGCGUCAGCGGGUCAGACAGGAGGGUAGAGGCUCACGUGCACGCGGUUCUCAGAGUCGUUAGAGUCGCUAGCAUCUCCUGGGAUGCACGUACUUAUUUGGAGAGACAGUGGGGACGGAUGUCGGAUGGGGCUUUCCCGUCCCAGGCCCUUCGGGCAUCCGCGCCUCGGAGUUACCGACAUUCUCAAUGCUGUCGAUAUCGUCCUGUAAUUUAUGUUCUUAUAUUUAUGUAUAUUUGUUAAAACUGUAAAAAAUUCACAGAUUUUUUUCCCAAUAUCUGUGCAAGAUGUAUGUGUAGCUCAAACUACUCGUGACCUGCUGUCUGCAUGUGAGAGGGGCCGUGUGGCUCUCGUGUUGUAAGUGGAUACACGCCGUGUGUAACAUGCGCAUUAAAACGGGGAAACGCACACGUUACCGUUCAGUCUGUCCGGUUAGGAGGCACAGUUACCAAAUGGCGUUUAGAUUAAGACUGGCUUAAAAAGGAGUAAAUAAACCGAAUUAAAAUGUGGCAAAUAGUCAUCAAAAAGAGAAUUAGUGAGCAUCGUACAUAACUAAAUUUGGUAUUUUUUUUUUUAACGUAUUUUUAUUGGUUUCAGAGAGGAAAGGAGAGGGGGAGAGAAACAUCAUGGAUCGGCUGCCUCCUGCAGGCCCCGCACUGGGGAUUGAGCCCGCAACCUGGGCAUGUGCCCUGACCAAGAAUCGAACGCAGGACCCUUUGGUCUGCAGGCCGACGCUCUAUCCACGGAGCCAAGCCGGCCAGGGCUACAUCUGGUCUCUUAAACCAGGUCUGGCUUCCGCAGCGUCUUCCUCAUGUCGCCAGGACAUGAAAUUUUCAACAACUGGACGUAGGUCCGUGGGGGCAGAGUCACGGCCAGCAGCCGCCCGCUGGUCUCCCGUGUGCGUGGGUCCCGCAGCCGCCGCCUCCAAAGGUAGAGUAUGGUGUCGCCGCAGCAGCCCGCCACCCUCAGUGUAGCAUCUGCUUCCUUGAGGUGCAGCCGUUUUUAAAAAUCAUGUCUGAAGAGUUCGAUGCAGAUCAUGGGCUCGUCGGUCCUGGGGGUUCUCACGACCCGCUGGCUGACACACACCGAGGUGCACCUGCCGCGCUCCGGAGCCUUCUGCCCUCGCGGCCUGGGGGUGGGGGGGACUGUCAUGGUGUCCUCUGGCCCCUGAGAGCCGGGCCAGCCUUUCCUGGGGACUUCCUGGCGCCACCCACCUGCCCACAGGCGCACGGCCCCCGCACAGUGUGGCUCUCCUCGCCCGAAUAAACGCAUGGCACCCGGA
This is a messenger RNA of Myotis daubentonii (Daubenton's bat), 7062 nucleotides long. It is a transcript of the gene CAMSAP2, whose product is annotated as calmodulin regulated spectrin associated protein family member 2. Gene Ontology annotation, molecular function: calmodulin binding; microtubule minus-end binding; spectrin binding. Lineage: Eukaryota; Metazoa; Chordata; Mammalia; Chiroptera; Vespertilionidae. Gene Ontology annotation, cellular component: microtubule minus-end. The record is from RefSeq and is a predicted model, not a curated record. Gene Ontology annotation, biological process: neuron projection development; cytoplasmic microtubule organization; negative regulation of microtubule depolymerization.